This is a messenger RNA of Vollenhovia emeryi, 2191 nucleotides long. RefSeq names its product proliferation-associated protein 2G4. The record is from RefSeq and is a predicted model, not a curated record. NCBI's taxonomy places the organism in Eukaryota, Metazoa, Arthropoda, Insecta, Hymenoptera, Formicidae. Bases 192 to 1355 code for a protein of 387 amino acids. The transcript has 7 exons.
GUGUACCCGUCGCCUCGUGGUCGCCCGAGCAGUGGUGCUCUAGUGGUCGUCAUCUGUGUUGGUUGGCGCCCGCCGUCUCGUGUCCGUCGCUCGAGCGCGUACGUCGUCGAGUGGUGCAGCCGUAGCGAGGAAGCCCCGCGCGUUGGACGUCACGUGAUCGCGGAUUCCAGUAUUACGUGUGUAACGAGGCCAUGGCGGACAAGGAGGAGACCGAGAAGACCAUCGCCGAGGACUUGGUUGUCACCAAGUAUAAAAUGGCCGGCGAGAUCGUGAACCGGGCACUGAAGCAAGUUCUAGACAAAUGUGUCGUCGGGACCUCCGUAAGGGAAAUAUGCGAGUUUGGCGACAAAACGCUCACGGAAGAAACUAGCAAGGUCUUCAAAAAGGAGAAGGAUCUUAAAAAGGGCAUCGCUUUUCCAACGUGCAUAUCAGUUAACAAUUGCAUUUGCCAUUUCUCUCCUAUCGCCAGUGAACCUGAUCUCAUUCUCAAAGAUGAAGACAUGGUUAAAGUUGAUCUUGGAGCACAUGUCGAUGGUUUCAUAGCUGUAGUAGCACACACCAUCAUCAUAGGAUCUUCAUCGGAGAAGAAAGUGACAGGCAGGAAAGCGGAUGUAGUUUUAGCUGCACACUACGCUUCUCAAGCUGCACUAAGGCUUUUAAAACCAGGUACAGAGACUUACACGAUAACUGGCACCGUAGAGAAGAUCUGUGACGCCUAUAAAUGUAAACCGAUCGAAGGUAUGCUAAGUCACCAGUUAAAACAGUUUAAGAUCGAUGGGGAGAAAACGAUAAUCCAGAAUCCGAACGAUGCGCAAAAGAAGGAGCAUGAAAAAUACACCCUCGAGACUCACGAGGUGUACGCAAUGGAUGUACUAGUUAGCACGGGCGAGGGAGUAGGAAGGGAACAGGACACCCGGGUCACGAUAUACAAGAAGACGGAGGAGACAUAUCAGUUGAAACUGAAGGCGUCUCGCAUGUUUUAUUCAGAAGUGUCCCAUAAGCAUGGUCUCAUGCCUUUCAAUCUACGUACCUUCGAAGACGAGAAGAAGGCAAAAAUGGCUGUUGUUGAAUGUGUAAAUCAUAGGUUGAUCGAGCCAUUCCAAGUGCUGUAUGAAAAACCAAACGAGUACGCGGCGCAAUUCAAAUUUACGGUACUCUUGAUGCCAAACGGACCUCAUAAAAUUACGGGAAUUCCCUUUGACCUCGAAUUGUAUCAAUCUGACUGUGUCGUGCAUGAUCCUGAGUUGAAGAACCUUUUAUAUUCUUCGGCAAAUCCGAAAUCGGCGAAGAAGAAGAAAAAGAAGGCCGAGAAAGCUGUGGGAGAUGUCGCCAUGGAAGUCGAUGCCAAGGCCUAACAUUGUCAUUUGAACACACACUAUGACUUACCGGCAUCGUGCACUACUCCGAUACUUUUUAUUUAAUGAUCUAAGAGAACCAAGGCUAGACACUUUCAAACAUUAGAUCACGUGAAAAAAAGUCGGUAUAACUAUACUGAUAUCUUCAUCCGGACAUUGCACAAAUUACAAAUGCUAUGCUUCGCAUCGCUGUGCCCCUGUCUGAUUUAACGGCAAUUGUCUGGCCAUGCAUCUCUAUACUUCGUUCAUUCAAGGAAAGUGUCGAGUUUUGCUGCUCUACCGAGAAAAUUAAACUGUAUCACACAUUACGCCACAACUUUAACAGCGCUUAAGUUUUUAUACCAGACUAUCUUUUAAUAGACUAUGGUAUUAUUACUAUUAUGCAGAUUGAUGAUUAAUUCAUAUGACUAUAUUACUUGCAAUUGUAUAUUGCGUUUCAAUCUUCGAACUAACAUUUCGUACAUAACAAAUCUUGUGUGAUUUUGUUUUCUGUGAAACAUUUAGAAUUGGCCGAGCUAAGAGAAGUGAAUCGUAUGGAUCCAAAAUAUAUUAAUUAUUUACAUACGUCCAUAACUGAAAUGGGAAAAUUACAUAAAGUACAUUUAUUCGAUUUAUGUACAAAUUAUUUUGAACAGCAUCAAAAAAUUUGAUGUUAUGGACAGGCGAGUUGUAUAUUAUUACUUUCGAAUGUUUCUGUAAAAUAUGAUUCUCUUUCAUGCUGGUUCUGCGCAAUUUUGUAUCCAGCUAUGAAAACUAUAUAUAACGUUCAACUUCAAAUUGUACAAUUGGAGGAAUGUCCGUUCUUGGACGCUGCAUAAACAAUGAAAUGCCAAUGA